AUGGGGUCCCCACUGGUGUAUAGUGACGGUCAACGGGAAUCAACCACUGUCACCCAUGGUAACCGCAACCACGGUGAUAUCAACCACGGUAACACCAACCACGCUAACAACAACCACGGUAACACCAACCACGCUAACAACAACCUCGGUAACACCAACCACGCUAACAACAACCACGCUAACAGCAACCACGCUAACAACAACCUCGGUAACACCAACCACGCUAACAACAACCACACUAACAGCAACCACGCUAACAACAACCACGUUAAUAUUAACCGCGCUAACAGCAACAACGGUAAUACUAACCACGCCAACAGCAACCACAGUGACAGCUACCACGCUAACAUCAACCAAGCCAACAGCAACCAUGCUAACAUCAACCCCGGUGACAGCAACCACGCUAACAACAACCACGUUAAUAUUAACCGCGCUAACAGCAACAACGGUAAUACUAACCACGCCAACAGCAACCACGGUGACAGCUACCACGCUAACAUCAACCAAGCCAACAGCAACCAUGCUAACAUCAACCACGGUGACAGCAACCACGCUAACAGCAACCACCCUGACAUCAACCACGCCAACCGCAACUACGGUAACAUCAACCACGCAAACAGCAUCCACGGUAACAUCAACCACGCCAACAGCAACCAUGGUAACAGCAAAAACGGUAACAGCAACCACGGUCACAUCAACCACGGUCACAUCAAACACGCCAACAGCAACCACGGUCACAGCAACCACUCUAACAGCAACCACGGUAAUAUUAACCACGCUAACAUCAACCACGCUAACAGCAACGACGGUAACGUCAACCACGACAACAUCACCCACUCCAACACCAACCACGGUAACAGCAACCACGGUAAUAUUAACCACGCCAACAGCAACAACGGUAAUACUUACCACGCCAACAGCAACCAUGGUAACAUCAACCAAGCCAACAGCAACCACGCCAACAUCAACCACGGUGACAGCAACCACGCUAACAGCAACCACGCUGACAUUAACCAUGCCAACCGCAAUUACGGUAACAUCAACCACGCCAACAGCAUUCACGAUAACAUCAACCACGCCAACAGCAACCAUCGUAACAGCAACCACUCUAACAGCAACCACGAAACAUACGUUCAAGUCCCCAACACACAGAAACAUACGUUCAAGUCCCCCACACAGAAACACACGUUCAAGUCCCCCACACAGAAACAUACGUUCAAGUCCCCCACACAGAAACACACGUUCAAGUCCCUCACACAGAAACAUACGUUCAAGUCCCUCACACAGAAACACACGUUCCAGUCCCUCACACAGAAACAUACGUUCAAGUCCCCCACACAGAAACACACGUUCAAGUCCCCCACCCAGAAACACACGUUCAAGUCCCUCACACAGAAACAUACGUUCAAGUCCCCCACCCAGAAACACACGUUCAAGUCCCCCACACAGAAACCCACGUUCAAGUCCCUCACACAGAAACAUACGUUCAAGUCCCCCACACAGAAACAUACGUUCCAGUCCCCCACACAGAAACAUACGUUCAAGUCCCUCACACAGAAACAUACGUUCAAGUCCCCCACACAGAAACACACGUUCAAGUCCCCCACUAUCCACCCUCACUCAGCUGCGACAAGGACCAUAAGCAGGACAUUUCGAGCCAAGACACCAUUCCCUUUUUUGUAA
Messenger RNA from Haliotis rufescens (red abalone), 1683 nucleotides. Its product is annotated as GATA zinc finger domain-containing protein 14-like. Bases 1 to 1683 code for a protein of 560 amino acids. The record is from RefSeq and is a predicted model, not a curated record. NCBI's taxonomy places the organism in Eukaryota, Metazoa, Mollusca, Gastropoda, Lepetellida, Haliotidae. The transcript is spliced from 3 exons.